This is a messenger RNA of Mytilus trossulus (common blue mussel), 2976 nucleotides long. RefSeq names its product voltage-dependent calcium channel gamma-8 subunit-like. The record is from RefSeq and is a predicted model, not a curated record. The coding region runs from base 1410 to 1976 and encodes 188 amino acids. The transcript has 3 exons. Gene Ontology annotation, cellular component: membrane. NCBI's taxonomy places the organism in Eukaryota, Metazoa, Mollusca, Bivalvia, Mytilida, Mytilidae.
UAUCAUAGAAUAAAUGCAUGUUUUCAAUGUUUUAUCUUAAUUUUCCUUUCAAAUGUAAUUGAAGUAAUUAAUUACAUUUGCCAAGUAAUUGGAAUGUAAUUAAUUACAUUGGUAAAAAAAGUCAAAUGUAAUGUGUAAUUUAAUUGAAGAUUUUGUAAUUGUAAUUGAAUGUAAUUAAUUACUUUCAAAUGUAAUUGACCCCAUGUCUGGUGUCCACACUUGUAAAUAACAUAAACUAUGUUCUUGUAUAUAUGCUAUGAAUGUUUUGUGUAUAUUUGAAUAUGUUUAGCUAUGUUGACAGACUUAAAGGUACAAUGGCAACUCAUAAACAUACAAAUCGUUUAGUCUCAGUAUCAUAUGAAAACUUGAAAGAUAGUCAACUGCUGCUAAAUAUGUUCCAUUCAGGUAUACUCGGUGUAAUAAGAGUACUCAGUACAAUUGGGGUACUCACGUUCUUAUGUAUUGGUUAUAUAUUCAUACGUUCGUAUCAAUAGUUUUAGAUAUACUUAAUUACUUUAGUGCACACAAAGAAAUGUUCUGUAAUAUCAUAUUCGAUAGGCGGAACAAAUCAAAUAUGAAAUAUGCGUUGAUAAGCACGCACUAUGUAAUCGUAACGACGAUUAUACAGCAAUGCAUUGGAAAACAAAAUAACAAAUUUGAUAGAAAACUGCGGCGUAAUUUCACGGUUGUAGCAUAAAUAUGCAAUUUUAAGAAUUGAAUGUUUUUUUUUGGUAAUGUAAUAGGGUUGUAUAAUCGUUGGUCAAGGGCACACUUAACUUUUAGUAUUUAAAGUCAUAUGAUACUUAAAAUUUAUUAAAACAGUUGACUUGACAUGUUUAAUUUACUUGGAUAGUUAAGUUUUACAAACAUAACGUGUACAUAUAAUUUCAUUUUCUUAUAAAAAGAAAAUCCUUUAUUUGAACAAAAUUAUCUGGAUUCCAGUCCUUUCUAAAUGUCGAGUAUCUGUUGGAUAUAGAUAGCAUAUACAGACAGAACAGAAAUGAAAUUCAUCUUUAAAGACAAGUGCUUUGGUAUCCAUCCUUGACUAAACCUAAUUCUUUCAGUUAAACAUAAUUAUUUUAAAAAACACAAUUUUUUUGUAGUCAAUUGUCAUUUAAUAUUUCUCUUUAAUUCUCAUACGAAUGACACCUUCACUACCAUAUAAAUAUGCUAUUGUCUGUUUCAUUGUUUGUAUUUGACCACGCCAUAACCAUUUGAUAUGCAUGUGCAAAGAAAUAUUGUAUAUUGUCUUUUAAAAAAAUUAAUUGGCUAACAGUGCUUAUAUAAUGCAUAGAGUGCAUUGCUGUUGAAGUAAUUGUUUUGACAACACACAUCUAUAAAAGUAGAAUGAGUCCGUCAAAAGUGUCAAUCUAUAACCUGCAGUUCGGGAGCAACUAGUUGAUAUAGAAAUGGGAGUGGUUGACGAUUUAAAAGGAGCAUCUAUAUUUUGUAAAGUAGCUUUUAUUUUAUUGUUAAUUGCUACUUUAUUUACAUGCAUUUCCUAUACGACAACUGAUUGGGUUUAUGAGGAUGUAGCAAAAAAUCAUUAUGGUUUAUGGAGAAUAUGUGGUGAAGCAGAAGUGCCAACGGGAUGCCAAACUAUAGAUGGAUGGGCAAAUGAUUGGUAUGGUGUGGUUCAGGCCUUUGUGACCUUUGGAUUUUUUGGCAUUUUAAUUUCCUUUUUUCUAGUUGUACUGUACAUAUUUGUUAGUAAAUGUCAGAAAAAUGGAGAAGUUGCCAUUGCAGUUGCUAUUAUCUGCAUCGCUACAGGUGUAUUUUAUUUGAUCGGCAUUAUCAUUUUUGGUGCCAAAGUAACCGACAAGUGGCCAGAAAGUGCCACUAAAGACUAUAAGUUUGGUUAUUCAUUUGCUCUUUCUAUCAUCGCCUUUUUGCUAGAAAUUGUUGUUGGUGUGUUGAUGCUUUUGGAAGGUAAAGGCGGAGUAGGAGGAGGAGGAGGAACUAAACCAUUAGCAUAAACUUUUACAUUUUUUACUAAUCAGCUAUAUUAAAUAGUUAACAUUUUUAUGUCAUGAUAUGUAUUCGAUUUCUACCGGUAUUUUAUGAAUAUCUUCAUAUUGGAUAUGAAAUUUCCAGCUUAUUUGUUUAUGUUCAAUUGAUUUUCUUAAAUUUACUUUUCUAUGUUUGUUCGUAAAGUAUUAUUUAUGAUAUACUGAAUGUAUUGAUACAUAAAAGAUAUCCCAAUAAUUUUCUUUGUUUUGAUAUUUAUCAGACGAUGAAGUGCCCUGUACGCAAUGUGCUAAUUGUUAUCAUUUGGUCUAUUAAUAUGACCUAGGGAACUAUCAGACAGUCCGCCAGAACCUAUAUCGAAUCAGUGCUGGAAAAUGGAAAUACCACUUUAUAUAGUUGGUGCGUUCUAUAUAUAUGCGCGUAUUUAAUUACUUCCUUCAACAGUAUUGCAAAUAUCCAAAAAGAUGUACGUAAAGGCAACAGUAGUAUAUCGCUGUUCAAAAGUUAUAAAUCGAUUGAGACUGAAAACAAAUUCGGGAUACAAACCGAGGGAACUACAUCAACUAUAAGAGGAAAACAACGAAACAACAGACACACUGAAGUGCAACACGAAAGAAACAACAAUGCAACACACACAGAAACGAACUAUAAGAUAACAACAGCCAUGCAUUUACCUGUCUUAGUACAGGACAUUUUAAGAAAAAAAUGGUGGGUUGAACAUGGUUUUGUGGCUAGCCUCGCGCUUUUAUGGCAAUGUUAAAUAUACCACUAAAAUGACAGGAAUACAGCACAAUUAAAAGCAAGAACGUUCAGGACAGAUCAAUACACCGUGAAAUAAACAAUACAAUAGUACAUUUCGACAUGUUAACCACAGAAUAACAACGAACACGUAAAACAACCUAGGACGGAACACAAAAACAGCACAACAGUUCGUUGAUACAGUUCGUCGCACGACUGUAUCAACGCCACAAAAGUGACGUCACAGUUAAUUUUCUAAAAAUUGUAUAU